UUUUAUUUAAUAUACUUUUAUUUUUACUACUAUGUUUGGUCGAUUUUAUUUUGUAUAAAUAAUAAAAGAUUUUUCAUUUCUAGUCUUAUAAUAAUAUACGAUUAAAACCUCUAAUUUAUUUUUUCAUUUUAAAUAGAUUAAAAUGCCGUUGUCGUGUCGGUUUUAUGCCGAACGUUAUCCAGAAAUUGACGAUGUCGUCAUGGUCAACGUUCGUAGUAUUGAAGAGAUGGGUGCUUAUGUACAUCUUCUGGAAUACAACAAUAUUGAGGGUAUGAUAUUGUUAUCAGAAUUGUCCAGAAGACGUAUUCGUUCCAUUAACAAAUUGAUUCGCAUCGGAAAGACUGAACCUGUAGUUGUUAUUCGUGUAGACAAAGAAAAAGGUUAUAUUGAUUUGAGUAAAAGAAGAGUUUCUCCUGAAGAUAUAGAAAAGUGUACCGAAAGAUUUGCUAAAGCAAAAGCUGUUAAUUCAAUUUUGCGGCACGUUGCAGAACUUUUAAACUUUGAAUCUGAUGCUCAAUUUGAAGAGCUAUACCAUAAAACAGCUUGGUUUUAUGAGGAAAGAACUAAGAAGAAGUCAUCAGCUUAUGAUUUUUUCAAACAAGCUGUUCAAGAUCCAUCUAUAUUAGCUGAAUGUGGGUUAGACGAGAACACUCAAAAUGUAUUGCUUAAUAAUAUUAAACGAAAAUUGACUUCUCAAGCUGUAAAAAUAAGAGCUGACAUUGAAGUUGCAUGUUAUGGAUAUGAAGGGAUUGAUGCUGUUAAGACAGCUUUAAAAGCUGGUCUUGCUUGUUCCACAGAGGAACUUCCAAUCAAAAUCAAUCUAAUUGCCCCACCAUUAUAUGUAAUGACAACUGCCACACCUGAAAAAACUGACGGUUUAAAAGCAUUGCAAACUGCUAUUGAAGAGAUUGAUAAAACUAUUCAAACUCUUGGUGGUGUAUUCAAAAUCCAAAUGCCGCCGAAAGUGGUUACGGCUAGUGAUGAAGCUGAUUUGGUGAGACAAAUGGAGAAAGCUGAAUUGGAAAAUGCCGAAAUUGCUGGUGAUGAUGACGAAGAAGAUGAAGAAGGUAUGCAAAAUGGUGAUGUGGAUGUUGACGAUCAAGGAGGCGAAGAGAACGAAGAAGAAUAAAAAUCUAUUUAAUAUUGAUUGAUAAUUGAAAUAUCUAUUUGAAAUAAUAUAUUAAAAAUAGGAUUUUAUGAAUUUA
Myzus persicae (green peach aphid) is the source of this 1205-nucleotide messenger RNA. It is a transcript of the gene eIF2alpha, whose product is annotated as eukaryotic translation initiation factor 2 subunit 1. The transcript is spliced from 6 exons. Gene Ontology annotation, cellular component: eukaryotic translation initiation factor 2 complex; eukaryotic 48S preinitiation complex; eukaryotic translation initiation factor 2B complex. Bases 143 to 1129 code for a protein of 328 amino acids. Lineage: Eukaryota; Metazoa; Arthropoda; Insecta; Hemiptera; Aphididae. Gene Ontology annotation, molecular function: translation initiation factor activity; RNA binding; ribosome binding. The record is from RefSeq and is a predicted model, not a curated record.